Messenger RNA from Anguilla rostrata (American eel), 4625 nucleotides. Its product is annotated as G1/S-specific cyclin-D1-like. Lineage: Eukaryota; Metazoa; Chordata; Actinopteri; Anguilliformes; Anguillidae. Gene Ontology annotation, molecular function: cyclin-dependent protein serine/threonine kinase regulator activity. The transcript is spliced from 6 exons. Gene Ontology annotation, biological process: mitotic cell cycle phase transition; regulation of cyclin-dependent protein serine/threonine kinase activity. Bases 1101 to 1988 code for a protein of 295 amino acids. Gene Ontology annotation, cellular component: cyclin-dependent protein kinase holoenzyme complex; nucleus; cytoplasm. The record is from RefSeq and is a predicted model, not a curated record.
AUAAAGUAUAUAAAUAUCAGAUGUUAGUGUAUGAUGAUAAUAUUAAUUUCAUGUUUUUGUAACUUUAAGUCUUUACAGGCACGUAUUUUAGGCUAGCAUCAGCUGCAUUGUGGUUUAAAAAUACAAAACAAUGAACAGACAUAUGUAUAGCUUUGUAUUUACGAUUAUUACUUUAAGACAGUCUUUUCUGCAAUGUUGUAUUUAAAUCAAGUCCGAUGUGGCUAAAAUUAAGAGGGUUGUGCGACGUUCGAAAGUCUCUAUAGACAAAAUACAGUACACGAUGCAAAAUAGUUGUUGAAUACCAAAAUAUGUGCAGGAGUGAUGCUUUAAAUGUAUUGUAAAUGGCUAGGCUACCGCAUGAAUUAGAAUAGAAAUAAUAUAAAAUUAGCUGAAGGAAUAUUCAAAACAAUACGGAAUCAGUAUACAGUUGCGGAGUUGCGGCAGCUGGAUGUAUUUAUGUUUUCAGAAGUAAAGACUGCUAUAUUGCACUGGGCAGUACCAGAUACCAAAGUAUUUGCAUGUUACACUGACAAUUCUUAUUUCAAACUAAAGAAACAUUUUUUCGCAAAUUACACAUAAAAAAUGUAUUAGUAUACGUUUGCACUUUAAAUGUAUCUCCAUUCGACGGAGAAUUUUCUACUUUCCAAUGUUCCCUUAGCUGUGAACCACUCAAAAGAAAGGGAGAGUCAGUUCCUGCUGGAGUUCUGCCUGGCAACAGACGUUUUCUCCAUUGGUUUAAGUUAAUUUACCCACAUUUGGUUUCCUCCCAUUUUAGGCAGGAAACUUCCGCUCAAGUUUCUGCCAACUUUCCUGGCGGUUUAGAUUAUCCUCUAUUGCCCCACGUAGAAGGACGGCAGCUCUACACCUCACAUGGCGAGUAGCGCACGAGCCAUAUCAGUCAUGCAGGCCCUCAUAAAACUAUUUUAACUGAAAAAGCUCAACGUCAUUGCACAGAGAGCUAAAGGGGAAUUUCGUUAGCAGAGUGAAAUUCUGGGACCUCCAGAGGAGUUCAACGGCAACAGCAGCGAGGAGCAUUCGCGGAACUUCUUGCUCAGCUCUCCUUCCGACUUCACCGAAAGCUCGAGCAAGCCUAAAAAGAGAUGGAACACCAGCUACUGUGCCGCGAGACUGAGCCGAUCAGGAGAGCUUAUCAAGAUGCCAACCUGCUAAAUAGUAGGGUGCUACAGACAUUGCUAAAAGCGGAAGACAAUUACCUUCCCUCUCCGAACUACUUCAAGUGUGUGCAGAACGAAAUUGUGCCUUACAUGAGGAAAAUAGUUGCCACAUGGAUGUUAGAGGUCUGUGAAGAGCAGAAAUGCGAAGAGGAAGUAUUUCCUUUGGCUAUGAAUUAUUUGGACAGAUUUUUGUCAGUGGAACCGACAAAGAAAGGAAGAUUACAGUUACUGGGAGCUACUUGCAUGUUUCUGGCUUCUAAAAUGAAGGAAACGAUCCCGCUGACAGCUGAGAAGUUGUGCAUAUACACCGACAACUCAAUCCGACCAACUGAAUUACUGCAAAUGGAGUUAUUGGCUCUGAAUAAACUCAAAUGGGAUUUAGCCUCCGUAACUCCUCACGAUUUUAUUGAACAUUUCCUUUCCAAACUGCCAAUCCAUCAGGACACCAAGCAAAUUCUGCGCAAGCACGCCCAGACAUUCGUGGCUCUCUGUGCGACAGACCUUAAGUUCAUGGCCAACCCGCCCUCUAUGAUCGCAGCUAGCAGUAUGGCCGCCGCGGCGCAGGGCUUGCACCUGCAGCACGGCAACAACACGCUGCUCUCCCAGAACCUCACCAGCUUCCUGUCACAAGUCAUCAAGAGUGACCCGGACUGCCUCAGGGCGUGCCAGGAGCAGAUAGAGUCUCUGUUGGAGGCCAGCUUACGGCAGGCGCAACAGCAUCACGCCGUCUCCUUGGAAACCAAGACAGUGGAGGCGGAGGUGGAGGGGGACCUGUCCUGUACCCCCACAGACGUGCGGGACGUGAACAUUUGAGUGGACGGCCCGGCUAGGAGCGCACCCCCGCCUCCCGCCACUGCUAUGGAGAGGGCUGUAUCCGAGAGGAUGCAUGGAGCCUGGCUGGACCGCGGGAUCGGCCUGCUCUCAGCCUCUGGAGCCCUGACCUGCAGAGCCAUACCCCGCCCUGCUGCCACACCCAGAGCCACGCCCUGCCCUGCUGCCACGCCCAGUGCCAUGCCCUGCUGCCACAACCGGAGCCACGCCCCGUCCUGCUGCCACGCCCAGUGAAUCAAUGCUUAACUUCUUUUGCUAUCACCUCUCACUCUGUUUUCCCCAUGCAAAAACACAAAACAGAAACAAAAAUGAAAAACCAAAGUGAACACUUCACUAAACAAAAAAAAAUGUUAAUGAAAAACAGGGAGAGAGAGAGAGGUGAGCAAUCCUGCAGUUUACAAUGACAUACCACAAAAAUGGAGAUCUGUUCCAGUCACCCACUGCUGCCAACUUAUUUGUGCCUGAAAAAGCUUUUUUUUUUUAAAAAGAAAAUAGGUGUAACAAGUGUAUGACGCCAUUUUUGAAAAAAAAACAUUCUUAAAGCAGAAGAGUCCUUUUUCUUAUUUGUUCUUUUUCUACAUUUUUUUUAACCACUUUAUUUUGUUUUGCUGUCUAGGCUUCUUAUGUCUUUAGCCAGUUUAUUACAUUGUCUUUAACACUUUUUUUCUUAUUUAGUCUUUAAUGGCCGGCCUCUUUUUUUUGGGAACAGAUUAUUAAUCCUAAAGAUCAUUUUUUGUCUGGCUUAGGGUAUCCCAUGUUUUUCCUUCCUUUAAAGGCUGUGGGUUGUUGGAUUUCUUAAGCUUUUGACAUAAAGGUGUAAUCAUUAACAAUGCCUGUAUAAGAACAGCUAACCACUCAUCCAGACAUAGCUUACAUACGUGGGUUAGAAGUGCUAUCACAUUCUUUUAAUCAUAAAUGUACAUAAAUGCAGCUAGCUAUAAAAACUUAUGAUAGUCAAUAUACUGAGCCUGUGUAAAAAAUCUCUUGUGCAAUCUACAUUCUAGUUUUUUUGUCUUAUUUUCUGAAUCAAUUCCAUUUGAAAGCACUUUCAGCCAGUUGAGUCUUUCUGACUCUUUGAAAAGCACGUCGGGCAUGUGCAGAUGGGAUGGCGUGGGCGGGGAAUGAGGCACAGUGUAUGCACAGUGUAUAACUACAGUGUAAGCACAGUGUAUGCACAGUGUAUAAAUACAGUGUAAGCACAGUGUAUAACUAGUGUAUGCACAUUGUAAGCACAGUGUAUAAAUACAGUGUAUGCACAGCGUAAGCACAGUGUAUAACUAGUGUAAGCACAGUGUAUGCACAGUGUAUAACUACAGUGUAAGCACAGUGUAUGCACAGUGUAUAACUAAUGUAUCCACAGUUAAUACGACAGUAGGUCACAAUUGUAUUUCUUAUUGCUUUAACUGUAUCAGGAGCAUUUGAAACACUAAAGUAUGUAAUUCAUAGUUCCGUUAAGUACUAUUUAUUGCAAUCUCCUCUUGAGGCCAACAACUAUGACCGAAUACUUAGUCAUUCUUUUAUUCAUUGAAAUGCUGCCGAGUGCAUUUGUGAUAGUGCUUUUCUAAAUGCAAAAAUAAUUUCAUUUCAGCUAUCAGACUCUACUGAGGACGGUCAUGCACAAGAAGUGCCAGAGUUAAAUUACACAGAUUUGGUGUUUUUGAGGGGGAAGAAAUGGGGGGGAGGCUAUUUCUGGACAUGGUUCCUGACCCCUCAAACGUUAGUGGAUAAUUUUAGUGGAUACCUUUUUGCACAAAUUCGAAGAUGUAUUUUUGCGUGCUUGUUGAGAGAAGUGGAGGACGAAGUCGGAGGGGAAAGGAAUUGAAGUUUGGUUAGGGAGGCAGAGAGAGGGCUUGAAGCAAGUGAAAAGGUGUUAUUCGUGUGGACGGGAUUGCAAAAGUAGAAAUCAGUGUGAACUGGAGGAACACUCCUCUUACCAGGCUGCUAUUGAGGAAUGCCCAGCAAAGUAUGAUGACUUUUCAACUUUUAAAGAAAAGCAGAAAAAAGAAAAAAAGGCUUUUUUUCCUCUUAUCCGAGUGUUUUGCUGCUAUUUUUGUCUAUUUUGUUUAUUACAAUGUCAAUAUACUGCCAUGUAAUAGAUUGAAAUUUUCUCAUAGAAAAUUGAUAUUAUUGACAUCUGUUAUUUUUGUAGUUUUUUUAUGUGAUCAGUUUACUUGAUGUGAUUUAUGCGCUAUUCCAAAAAAAGGAAUAUAGAAAAAUAGACAAAGGUUCCUGUUUUUUUUUUGUUACCUCAUGCAACAGUCAAGAUUUAUUAUUAAUUUAGUCUGGGUUGCUAUAUUUGUUUCUAUUUUAUUUUAUUUUGUUUAUCUAUUCAGAGCCUGAUGGGUCUGUUUUUUUUAAACUGCAAAUAGAAAUGCAUUUAUCAUUGUCUGAAUGGGUCCUACAGGGAAAGCACAGCGUUGAUUGAAACUGGUGCCAUAACAAACCUGAAUUAAUAACUCUUUGAGUUUUAAGCUGUUUCAUUGAAAGAGACUGUAUCCCCAUAUUAGGCCAUUUGAAGGCCGUUUAUAUUUAUAAGGCUUUUUGUACAAAUUAAAAGCGGAUGUGAUGGGAUUUGUAAAUGCCAUGUCUACUAAAUAAAGCCAUAGCAUUUUUCCUGCU